AUGGCGAAAAUCGAUGUGCACCACCAUUUCUAUCCUCCGGCCAUGCGUCAAGCUAUGGAUCGCGCAGGAGAUAAGGACAUCGCACGAGAGAUGAAGGUGACCACCACCAUUCUCUCCGUCACUGCACCGGGGCCAGAGAUUGAGCCUGAUGCUGCUAAAGCUGUCGAUCUGGCACGCAACUGCAAUGAAUAUGCUGCCGCCAUUCGGGACGCUCAUCCGAAGCAGUAUGGCUUCUUUGCCACAGUGCCCUCCCUAUUUGAUACGGCAGCCGCCUUGGAGGAAAUUGAGUACGCCUGUACUACCCUUCGUGCGGACGGAGUGACUCUGUACACCCGCUACGGCGAAGGUCCUCAUUAUCUAGGGCAUGCAGCUUUCCGGCCCAUAUGGGCCGAUCUCAGCCGUCGCGGUGCAGUUGUCUUCGUCCACCCGACCCAUCCAGUCAACACGGAGCUCGUCAAUCAAUGGCUCCCGCAGCCAAUGUUUGACUAUCCGCAUGAGACUGGCCGGGCCGCCAUGGAUAUACUAACCAGUGGUAUUUUACAAGACUACCCGGGAUGCAGGAUCAUCCUCUCCCACGGGGGCGGGACUUUGCCGUAUCUUAUCCAUCGGGCGGCUACCAUGCUCCCCUUAAUGCCACGCACGCUCGGACCGUCAACUGAAGAGUUUUUGGAGGCUGCCCGAGCCUUCUACUUCGACACGGCCCUCGCAUCAAACCCGGUCACGUUGAAGGCACUGUUCGAGUUUGCUGCACCUGGCCAUAUCCUCUUCGGUAGUGACUUCCCUAAUGCCCCGCAUGAUGCGAUCCUACGCUUUACGGAGUUUCUGGAGGCGUAUGAACUGCCGGCCGAGACCAAGCGACAGGUAGAUAGCGGGGCGGCAUUGGAGUUGUUUCCACGGCUGAAGGAGAUCCCAGAUCAGGCGAGGCUCUGA
This is a messenger RNA of Penicillium vulpinum, 930 nucleotides long. Its product is annotated as amidohydrolase family protein. Gene Ontology annotation, biological process: secondary metabolic process. The coding region runs from base 1 to 930 and encodes 309 amino acids. Gene Ontology annotation, cellular component: cytoplasm; cytosol. The record is from RefSeq and is a predicted model, not a curated record. The transcript has 3 exons. Gene Ontology annotation, molecular function: hydrolase activity; carboxy-lyase activity. NCBI's taxonomy places the organism in Eukaryota, Fungi, Ascomycota, Eurotiomycetes, Eurotiales, Aspergillaceae.